Messenger RNA from Scleropages formosus (Asian bonytongue), 1932 nucleotides. RefSeq names its product RELT like 2 (gene rell2). The record is from RefSeq and is a predicted model, not a curated record. The coding region runs from base 108 to 1232 and encodes 374 amino acids. The transcript has 6 exons. Gene Ontology annotation, biological process: positive regulation of p38MAPK cascade; positive regulation of cell-substrate adhesion. NCBI's taxonomy places the organism in Eukaryota, Metazoa, Chordata, Actinopteri, Osteoglossiformes, Osteoglossidae.
UCCACUCGGAGCCCUGGUCCCCCCGCAUCCCGCACCGCGCAUCUGCGGCAUCCCGGUCCCGGUCUCCCCUCCAGCGAGCGCGAGGACCAGGACGGCGAGAGGACGACAUGACGGACCAGGAGACCACGGCCGUGGGUGAAUCCACUCCCCAGUACAUGAUCUUCCUCCUGGUCUUCUUCUUCUUCCUCACCGGCCUCCUGGGCUUCCUCAUCUGCCACAUGCUGAAGAAGAAGGGCUACCGGUGUCGCACCGGGGAGCUGGACGAUGAGGAGGAGGGCGAGGCCAAGGUGGCGACCAGCAAUGACGAAGAUGGACCUGAAGAGAAUCAGGACACAGUGGAGCAGAUACUGAAGUGCAUCAUCGAGAACGAAGCAAACAUAGAAGCCUUCAAAGAAAUGCUGGGGACCCAGAACACAUGUGAACACGUUGACCCCAGGCUGGUCCGUAAGGAGAGCGUCGGGGGAAUCCCCCCCCACCACCACACGGUCCACUCUGGCAUCGACCGCAACACCUGCCACCUGUGCGUGCAGAGCCGGUCCAAGAAGGCACGGCGCCGGAGCCGGGUGGUGCGGUUCAAAGCUCGACCCGGGGAGCAGACCGUAUUCUCUGUGGGCAGGUUCCGAGUGACACACAUCGAGAAGAAGAACAGCAUCCAGGAGUCGCCUAACAUGCCCAUGGCUGCGUCCGGCGAGCUGCUCGAGUGCAGGGACACCGACACUGGAGGACAGGAGGGUCCCAAGGAGACCUACAACCUGCAGAACAUGUUCAAGGACGUUAGUCCAGAAGUGUCCAGUGUGUCCAAUGGGAUCAUUCCCUUGUCUGAGUUGCAGCAGACGCCCCCGCGGAGGAGCAGCGACCCGGCGGGGGUUAGGGUGGGCCGGGCGACGGCGGAGGACGGUCCCGUCUGUGGUGCCGUGUCCCAGCAGGCCGAGAGUCCCAGCAAUCAGGAGGACGACACGGACAUUCCAACGGACCCCGAGAUGAGUCCAGACAAGGCGUCGCCCAACGUGGGGGACAUUCGGGGCUCCAGGGCGGGUCCAGAGAGGACAGGGGAAGUCUUGGUGGGACACGGGGGGGAGCUGCUGGAUGAGGGGGCGCGCAGCGAGGAGGGGAGGGACGACAUGGUGGAGAUGGAGGACAUCAGGGACUGCCGGGUGAGCCAGAGCGAGGAGGCGGUGGUCCCGACGCGGGACGAGAAGCGCAGGUCCGUGCACGUGCAGCACAAGUGGUAGGAGGGCCGCGGGGGGGGCUGGGCGAGGACCAGGAUGCGGGAUGCAACGUCCUGCCGGAGGAUGGAGGGAACCACGGAGCACCACGGCAUUUGACAGCGAGCCUCGGCUGUGGUCGGACUGCCCGGGCAAGGGGUCGUACAGGUCUCGCUGGAUCUGGACCACUUGAACCGAGAGCCAUGGAGCUCGGCCUGUGCAACCGGUAUCGUACACCGGUAUCGUACAGAUUGGUGGAUGUUGGUUUGCGGUCAGGUUCAGGGUCAGGACUAUUGGUGGGUGCGGAUAUGAAAAAGGAAGGGGGGCCACUGAGGUAAUGGAUGGAAAAAGGGACCUGUGUGCCCCGUCUCCUGCCUUACACACGUUAUUCUCCACGUUAAACGCGCGACAGAGACGAUGCACCGUGGUUUUCCCUGGAGAAGCCGGAACAGGACUUAAUUAGUGACCUUCACUCUGAUCAGGGGCCUUGACCACAUGACUACAAAUAAGAAUGGCUGUCGCCUCUUAAACAUCUUGAACCAUCAAAUGUGGCUUUGCGAGAAGAGAAAGUGUUCAGUUGGAUUCUCCUGAGGUGCUGUCAUACAGCAUCUGAAGAACACCAGCUUCUGAGACACCGGCCACACUGGUUUCCGGAUGUUUCCUGUCACAUUUAUUCAUUUUCUGACACUUUUCUCCAAAGAAAACUACUGCGCUGAGCUUCUUACAC